Molecule: messenger RNA, 991 nt
Organism: Blastomyces gilchristii SLH14081
Lineage: Eukaryota; Fungi; Ascomycota; Eurotiomycetes; Onygenales; Ajellomycetaceae
Exons: 3
Coding region: 1-918 (305 amino acids)
Biological process (GO): secondary metabolic process
Source: RefSeq, a predicted model, not a curated record
AUGCAGAGGCAAUGUGAAGCUCAUGUCAUUGCGUCUCCGCUGUCAGCAGAAAUCCAAUCCUUCAAUUCUCUGAUUCCUUCCACACUCCCGCCUAGGCUGGUGGCGGUUUUUGUGGGAGCAACCAACGGAAUCGGCGAAAGCACUCUGACGGCUUUUGCCCAGUAUGCAAAGCAAUCGCGAGCGUACUUUGUCGGCCGCUCUCAAGAUGCUGCAGACCGCAUCAUCGCAGAGUGUAAGGCACUGAACCUGGAGGGAGAAUACAUCUUUAUCCAGGCCGACAUCCGCUUGAUCCGCGUCGUCGACAACGUGUGCGAGCAAAUCAAGUCAAAGAAAGGAGAGCGCACUGAACAUGUUGAAACCUGUGAGAAAAUUCACGCGCUGCCGGCAUUAAUCUAUUACUCCCGGGGUACGCGCGAGGGACUUUUGGACUCAACGGAUUUCCCCGCUUUCGGACUCCCGCUCAAAGAACUUCGUGGACAUCUCGCCUCACCGGUAACCCUUGGCCUUGAGGCCAUAGCCAGGAUGACCCCCGAUGUUAGUUUUAUCCACGGCCAUCUAGGUUUAGUGGACACUCCAAUUUUUAGGCAUAUGCACGGCCAGCCUGGAAAACAGUCUCCAUUCGAGGUUUCUGUGGUGCCUAUCGAAGAGAGUGGCGAGCGGCAUUUGUACCUGGCCACAAGCUCACGGUUCCCGGCAAGGCAAGGCAAUUCUGCCUCUGUGCCGCUUCCAGAUGGAACUGAUAUGUCUAUUAGUACCACGGGGACAAUCGGGGGCGGCGUCUACUCCGUAGGGUCAGAUUGUGAGACUGGAUCUCCUGAUGUGAAGAAGCUGUUGGCUGAACUACGCGAUAAGGGGAUGAUUGAGGAGGUGUGGAAUCACACUGAGGAAGAGUUCAAACGGAUAUGUGGAUCACAGUGAGAAUAGUGGUCCAAUUUUCACACGUAUCUGUGUCAAGGCAAUCGUUAGUGAUAUCUCUUCGCUGAGAGAUUUC